AUGGAGAAAUCGAAAUACACCUUUGAUAGAAUAUCAGGAGUUUGGCUCCAGCCGUUCUCGGUCAUCUUAAACUGUAUGAUGCCGAUCGAAUACAUCUAUGCAGACUGGUACCAACUUAUUGCUAAAGAUUACGUACUCCGCUCAAAUCCAGAUUACAUCGGCUCUCGAGAAGAGGUGGAUAUCGAGGCAGGAAGCCAAGCGGAAGGAUUUUGUAUUCCUGAAAUGCACGUUCCAAAAAAUACUGAUCACUUCCCGCGAUAUGAGGAUCAAGAGCAUGCAUCAGAAUACCUUCAAGUGGAUCUGGACGACACUGAACAUUGGAUUAGUGAUCACGAUGCAAUGACGGUAAAUGAUAGUUUUCUUCUUAAUGAACACAAGCUACCAGUCUCGAUAUUUAGCGAAGUGUUCCACGCAGAAGAUGACCCCAGGUACGUGAAACUGAAACUUACCGAAGAGUGGAAAAUGUUUCGCAAAAGAUUCAAAGACUCCACGUUUCUUCACCAGAGUUAUCUUCUUCCUGGUAAAAGUACUUUUUAUCAGUCUGUACUUGACACCCUUAAUACUAGCACCAGAAAUGAAAAGGUGAAGUGGUCAUUUGAUGUUCAUGGUCCUGUACGUAAAAUGGAAUCCAAGGGAAAUUGGAUCAAACAUGAAGAAGAUCAURCAAAUGUCUUUAAAUUUCCUCAAGCAUGGCCUGAGCCAGCGAUGGAAUGGUUGGUUCGACCACGCACUGGGCCUUGGCCAUCKCCURGUCUCGUCCARGAAGUGUUUGAAUCUGGCUGCCAUAUUGCACCAGUUGGAAGAGGWAAACGACACCAAGAUCCCGUACAGCUGAUUGAAUACCUAAMAGAUCCUUYAAAUUCUCAAGCGAAUUCAACAGAGCAAAAUUCAUCUGYCAUGGAUGAAUAYGAAUGGAGGUUGUCUUUCUCUGUUGCUGAAAACAAACUUGGUCAAAGUGUGAGUCCUGUUCAAAGACAUGUCAUGAUUCUUCUAAAGAUGCUCAAACAAUUCUAUAUCAAUGACUCCUGCAUAUCAACAUAUUUACUAAAGAAUUUGUUGUUUUGGGAAAUYGAAAAGCAAACCGAAAGCUUUUGGAAAGAGGACWRCUCAGCCAAGUGCCUYUUKCAUAUGCUGAAUCGUCUUCAGCAGAGCYUUGAAGAAGGAUGUMUUCCUCAYUACAUAAUGCCAGAAAGUAACUUGCUAGCCUAUAAAGAACCCUACAAGCUUGCAGAAGCAGCACGCWUCAUCUUUGAUAUACGACAAACGAUASUGCYAAAAUCCAUYASYAUGCUUCAGAGGAGUUUCACAUUAACAUAUCAGUCUUGCRUUUUCCACAGAAGGUUGUUCCUUGAAUUAUUUCUGGACAAAUUCCAUGAUGAUACUCUGCAUGAUUGUGAAAUCAAAGAAAUGGUAUGCUCAUUACUGCUUCUYUUUAAAAGCAGAUCCAAAGACUGUGUCGAAAGGUUAAUGUUUAGGCAAAAAAGUGAUGCAAGRCCAGAAAUUCUCAUUGCACUGAACACGUAUGAAUCUCUUCUUGCAAGGUGCUUAACAAAGGCAUGGKUGGUUUURUACUCUGUGAAUGUCAAUGAGGAGAAAUUUAUCGAUUUUGUUAAAAGUGAAUGUCAAAGUUUUUCUGCAAGYAAUGAMGUCCUCCAGUUAGCUCUUGCUUUUUACAAGCAAGCUUGUGAAGGGAAGGAUGUUGGUAACUUAGUGCCCCAUACAAGUGCAAUGMAAAAWAUCAAGAAAAUGAGAAAKCUAAGCGAAGARCGUUCUUUGGAAGAAGGAAAAUUAGUGCAAAAGUAUGCAUUAUAUGGGAUGUGCCGCAGUGACCUUGAUCAAGCUGAACAAAAGGUCCUGGAUUUAAUGAAAGACGUCACAAUUGAUGACGUUCAAGCAAAGGAUUUAGAAGCCAAAUACAUUGACACUUUGCUUGAUAUUCUUCGAAAAAAAGUUGGUCUAGCGUUGUAA
Messenger RNA from Exaiptasia diaphana, 1968 nucleotides. RefSeq lists its product as uncharacterized. The coding region runs from base 1 to 1968 and encodes 655 amino acids. Lineage: Eukaryota; Metazoa; Cnidaria; Anthozoa; Actiniaria; Aiptasiidae. The record is from RefSeq and is a predicted model, not a curated record. The transcript has 3 exons.